Molecule: messenger RNA, 1998 nt
Organism: Gregarina niphandrodes
Lineage: Eukaryota; Apicomplexa; Conoidasida; Eugregarinorida; Gregarinidae
Exons: 2
Coding region: 1-1998 (665 amino acids)
Source: RefSeq, a predicted model, not a curated record
AUGAGCGGAUCAUCGGAAUUUGAGACAGGGUUGGUGGCAUCCUUGCGACCGGGUCAGAAACUAUGUAGCUACCGAAAGGAUGGGGAAGGAGGACAAUUAGUGGAGCGUGAGACGGUGCAACCUGGAGGGGUGCUACCUGGAGGGCAGCGAGACUGGUCGGAGUUUGUUGACUACUUGCAGUUGUGUCAUGCUCAGGAGGAGGAAUUAGUUCGUCGAUUGAAAUUACACGAGGAGGUGGUCGACGUGUUGAAGACCUUUCAGAGGCAGCAUGAGACGCUGAAUGUGGAGCUCGUUGAGUGGUUGGACAAUUGUAACACCCAAGAAGACGUAGACGGCGUUGUGAUUGCGGCCACUGAACUGUGGAAUAGUAUCCGCCGAAAGCGUUAUGCCGCCUUCUGUGACUACCGCGAAAACGCGGGUGCCAUCAGCCAACUGCUUACCGGACGGCGUAAGCGCCUCCAGACUCUCCAUGACGCCCAGGAGUCCUACGGUGCGGCGUUUCCGCCUGCCAUUGAGGAGAUGUGUCAUCAAGAAAUCGAUACAGAAACGGAAGUCUGGGAACUGCUCGUAUAUUACGGCGGACCGGACGAGGAGGACCGCAUCCCGAUGUUUGCUAAGGUCACCACCGCUCUGAACCAGGUCACCGCGUGUCUCCUUGCCGGGCCCAACGAAUCGCGCGUAAAAGGAAUAGAUGAACUACUAAAAAGUAGUCCGCACAGAAGGGAGUUCAGCAAGACAAAACCCAGAAAGAGAGAAAAAGAGGGGAGGCUGGUAACGACAUUUUCAGGUUCCUGGGCGGCUGGCUUAGGGCUGGUGCCGGGGGGUCCGGGUAAGCCGUCAUUUUUGCGAUCUACUCGGUCUGAGGAGCCUUGUUUAAUUUCCACGGAUCGAGACACCCCAGUGGGAUUCGUUCGUGCUAACACGGAGCCAUUGCCGGCUCUCAGCGAGUUGGAUCGUGAGGAACAGAAGGCUCUCAAGUCGCACCUUACUUCUGUUUUAUAUCGCGCUUUCACGCAGCCUGAAAGACCGGUCGCAGGACCCCGAUGGCUUACUGCAGCCAGCAAAUCCGAACCCUACGUGGGAGCCGUUGCAACCAUGAUGGCUGCGGCCUUAACAAAAGUGAGCAACGACUCAAACAAAGCCGCAGACUGGACCAAACAACUUCUCACCAGGGCCAAGACCGAAGGCAGUGCAACCGUCGUGCGUGAAUUUUACAACACACCUUCAAGACCUCAAUUGGAGCCCAAAGUCAUCAACCUCUCAGAGUCCAAACUCAGAAAAGCUACCUCCGAGGUACUCAGACUUGACAGCGGCGUCGACAGCCGAAACGGCCUCGACCUCCGCGCCAAAUCAGAUCUAGCCUCUUACGCUGGCGUCGCCUGGCCCGCCUUUUGCAGAACCAUCAGCACCGGCUGUAACUCCCUCAUUAACCAGUGGCUCCAGGAACGACAACGACAGGACCGACAGGGAGAGGAGCAACCGCCAGAAGGAGAACAGGGUCCCGGAAGUGUUCCCUUUCUCAAAGCUCGCGCGGCCCGAUUCGACUCGCGCGAAGCCCUGAAACUCAAACUGGUCCAGAGCAUGCCUCUGCCCGUCACGGGUCCGCCCGAACAGACCAUCCGGCUCUUGCGCUCCGGGGAGGACUGGGACACGGUUACCCACAGCUCGGAGUCAAGCCGCACCGCCACCAGCUCAGCUCAUAACGGAGAGAAUUCCGCCGCAGAGGCAGAAGUGAAGGCAGCGGCAGAGGAGGCAGUGGCAGCGACGGCAGAGGGGGCAACGGCGGCCAAGGCAGCGGCAGAGGGGGCAACGGCGGCCAAGGCAGCGGCAGAGGAGGCAACGGCGGCCAAGGCAGCGGCAGCGAAGGCGAAGGCAGCGGCAGAGGCAGAGGAGGCCGCUGCGUUAAAUCCGCGUCAAGUGGGGUUCCCCUGCGCGGGGCUCGCCUUCGGAAAGCUCGCCCGCAGAAGACUCGUUUUCGGAAGACUUGAUUUCGAAUAG